This is a messenger RNA of Beauveria bassiana ARSEF 2860, 1140 nucleotides long. Its product is annotated as origin recognition complex subunit 6. Bases 1 to 1140 code for a protein of 379 amino acids. Gene Ontology annotation, biological process: DNA replication. Lineage: Eukaryota; Fungi; Ascomycota; Sordariomycetes; Hypocreales; Cordycipitaceae. Gene Ontology annotation, molecular function: DNA binding. The transcript has a single exon. The record is from RefSeq and is a predicted model, not a curated record. Gene Ontology annotation, cellular component: nuclear origin of replication recognition complex.
AUGAGUAGACAACUUGAGUUGGCGCUCAUAUCUCUGAUGCCAUCAUAUGGCACUGAUCUUCCACCGUCACUUGUGGAGCUCGCAGGCUCCCUGCUUGCGCAAUCAAGAAAUCAAGCAAGCACCCUCAAGGCCGAAGAGGAAAUUGCCCGCUUGUACGCUUGCGCGCACAUUGCGUGCGAUCGCUUAAAGAUACAGCUUGAUCUACCACCUAUCGAGCCUCGUCCUCCUGUACCACCUAGGAUAUACAAACGACUCUAUGCCCACCUGGACAACAUUUUACCGGCGGUUGCUAGUGGCGCGCGACGCAGCUCAGGCCGUGUUCGCACGCCAGUGGCCAAGUUUGGUGCCGAGGAAAGCACAGCCAGCUCACCAUCGCGACCUCUGCCGUCGCGCGCGACACCAACAAAAGACCAGAGCUUAGGUCAAUUCCGCAAAAAUACAACUCCCAUAGGCAAGAAGGCGGCCGCUGGGACCGAUGGUGAAAGUCAAAGGACAGGUCUGCCACCCUGGGUGGCACCAGUCAUUCGGUUCUUUUGUGUCGAGACUGGAAGCAAAAAGCUAGCACCCACUAUACUAGCAGGCACAGAAUCUAUUUUAUUCCCGGGAGGCCAAAAAAUGGAGGAAGACUGGGCUAAAGGCCAGAUCACAGAGGCGCUGGCUGCUGUCAUAUACCACGUCACAAUACGAUUUCAGUCCAUCACAAACGGGGUCCCCUUUGACAACAACAGCUAUGCUCCCAUUCGGAAAGAAAUCUUGGGCAUCCUCGGCAAGGCACGCAAAGAGGUCGUCUUUGUUGGCGCAGAAGACGCCGGAGCCUGGGACGGUUGGACCAAUGUCAAAGCCAAAGAUUUUGAUGCCAUGGUUGAGGCAGCACAAGCAGCGGAGUGGUUGGAUAGCGAUUGGUACAGAGGGAUCAAUGAGGUGGCUCAGAACAUUGGAGAUGGCAAUGUGAAUACGGAUGAAGGUGAUGAAGGCGCGCAGGAAGGUGCCGUGAGACGUGCCGAUACAAUGUUUCAAGAUCGUUAUGAUUUCCUCAGCGAGACUCGAAGAGCAGACUAUAAAAUCUGGAAGGACACGCAACUGGCGAGGAUUGAGAAGCUAUUGGCUGCACAGGGUUCUAUGGAUAUUGACACGCAGUAA